GGAACUGACAGUAAUGUUGCCGCAUUCAAUGGCCGGCUGAAGAUGCCCAGUAGUGCCCAGCACCCUUGAGGAUGCGCUCUGACUGUGAUGCAGGCUCCUCAAUUGGAGGCACCGCGGAUUUUGCCACGCGACAUUCCAGCAAACGACCUGGAGGCCGGGAGCAAUUCGUGGCCAGAGCGGUUGGCUCUUCCAGAACAGGCGAGAGGUUCUGCCUUCUACGACGUCAGGGAGGCGCCGCGCCAGGCCAUUGCCCCGCUGGAUCUGCACAGCGCGGACGCGUGCACCGCCAAGCUGCAGGAGCUGCAGCGCCAGGCGCAGCAAGAGCAGCAGCAGCUUCACUUGCGGCUGCAGCAAAUGCGAGGGCAAGAGCUCUAUCAGCAGCUGCAGCAAGAGCAACAUGCGAACACGCUCGACAUCUCCGACAGCCAGUCCUUUUAUCCGAUGCCGAACCACUUCGAUGGUUCCUUCAUGUCUUUGGGGCUUCCGCCAGCUGACAUGAGCGGCUAUCCACGUCCCGAGCUGGGUGCCUAUCCUCCGCCAGAGCUGGGCAUGUAUCCGCAGCACCACCAGCACCCGAUGCAGCCGCCGCAGCAGCCAUCCUACUUCGGCUUGCAGCCUGUGCAGUUGCCGCAGAUGCACCUGAGCAUGCCUAAUCUACAGCCUGUGCAGAUGCCACAGCUGCCAGCGAUGAGCUCUUCUCAUCCAUCAAUCCCGCCUAGCCUGGCACCCAAAGCUUUGGCGCCGCCGCUGGGUAUCGCUCGACCACACCUCGAGGUGGCGCCUAUUUGGAUGCCAGGCUCUCAAAGCCUGGCAUCGGGGGACAAGGAGGCCUGGGCAGGCGAGCCGAGAUAUCCGGUGACGAGCAGCGCUUCCUCCAGCACGACUGGAAUGCCAUUGGAGCCUGUAGCAGGCAAGCCGAUUGAGCCGGUUACCAAUGUGCCAGUGGAGCCCGUCAGCAGUCUGACUCAUUUGGCAGGUGUAAGCGCCAAGCAGGACAAAGACAUUUUGGACACACUGCAAUCCAGCGGCUUAGCGCUCAAUCUCAAAAGGCUGGACGAGCCAGAAGUGGACAUUAGCCAAAUGCUGAACAUGUCCAUGUCGGCCAGUCAGGGAAGUGCGAGCAUUCCAUCCCAAGACAGGAUGGGGACACCGAGCACGGCAAGGCCGGAAGCUAGCCAGGUGCCAAGCUUCAGACCCCAGCGCGAGCUUGAGCGGCGUCUUCCAGAAGUGCUGAAAAGUGGCCCAAUCAUGGCUGCCGAGGAUUACUUGCGAAGCUAUAGGCCACAAAAACAUGUGCGCAGUUUGGUGUACCCCGGUGGCGCCAAUGUUGACUUCACAGAGUUGGCUCCUGUCAUGAAAGUGGUUGCGAUUGCCAACUCCCAGUCACGGCCAAGGAUGCUGCAGGCCCUCGAGUCAGGCUCUCACGUUCGGACAGCGCUUCAAGUCUUUCGCGAGAGUGAUCGCGACGGUUGUGGCUUUCUGACAUGGAGCAACGGGGGAAUUCGGGAUUUCGUGAUGAAUGUAUUUAUCCAGCUUGGUUUGGUACCACCUGCGGAGAUGCAGACUUACGCCGCGCACACCUUGUUCGACGUGAACAGGAGCAUGUGCCUCUCGGCGUGCGAUUGCCUUUGCCUGGUGGAUACCCUUCUGCGCGCAGUGCUUCUAGAUGACAGCGAGAUUCCCCAGACCGAGGUGAUGGAACCUCGCGCCGUGGAGCCUCGCGCAGUGCGUGGCAAGACAUCUCCUUCCCGGACAUCCCAUGCUCCCGGCUCUGUGGCAGAGGAGCUCAAAGAAGCCCAGGCAGAGACGGAGCGACUUCGGCAAGAGCUUGAAGAGUUGAAGGCAGCAGAGGCCGAAGCAGGGCAGGAAGCGCCGGAAGACUCGCAGGAAGUCUUGCCGGAAGUGCCGCAAGGCGCAGCUCAGGGCCCGAGCGACACUGCCGCCUUGGUCUGGACAGCCAAGGCACACGCGGAGAAUCGCCGCCUGGAGCGAGAGCUGCAAAGCCUCAGGGCUUUGGCCAACAGGCAGCGCGGAGAGGUGCAGUGGCUUCACGAGCUUAAGAAGCAGCUCAACACCAACUGCCGUCAAGAGGAGCUGGAGCGUGAGCACCAAAAACUGAUGGAGAUGCAGCAGAAGGAGGAUCAUUGGCGCGAGGAGGCGGCUGUGGAGGAGGAGGCAGCGCUCCAGCGAGAGCGGGCGCUGGAACAGCGCAGGGAGAGGCGGCUGGAGGCCUUGGUGCAGGAGAGGCAGGAGCGUCGGAAGCGCAUCGAGGAGCGGGAGCGCCAGCUGCGCGAGCAGGAGCUCGCUCAGGACCUUGAGCAAGAACGGCUUGUCCGCAAGGAGCAGGACUUGCGGCAACGUGAAACACACCUCCAGCAGGAGCGGGAGACGAGGCUGCAGCAGGCGGAGGCAUUGCGCAGCCGUGAGCUGGACUUCUCCCGGGACAUGGGGCGACUGAGGAGCCGACAGGUGUUUUCCCCCAGUGCUGGCUCGGAGCACGUCGAGCCGGAGGAGGAGGCAGAUGCUGACUCCGCGGAGGUGGCGGCUUUGGCCGCAGCGCAGUCCCUGGAGAACCGCAAGCUGCGGCGGGAGUUGGAGAGUCUGCGAGCUCUGGCCCAGUGGCAGCAGAGCGAGGUUGGCGCUGCCAUUGCCUGCAAGAGUGCAGCAUCUGCCGAUUUGCCAAGGCCCUCGAAAGCGUCACCGCCACCCCCUCAUGGACAUGGUGCCUUGGCCAUGGCAGCCCUGGCUGCUGAGACACUGGCGGAGGGCGCUCCUCCGGAAGCAGAAGCCAGAGAAUGGGGCGCAUUCGCUGAAGCCAGAGAUCAAUGUGACGUUUGCAGGAGCUCCUUGGCCUUGGGGGCGACCUUUUGCCAUCGUUGUGGCCAUCGCCAAGGUCCAGGCAGUCGUGCAUCACCCGGUGAGAACAUCUCUCAGGACUCUGUGCAGAGCCGUCCAUCAGUGAUUCGGGGCGGCAUUGAGGAGUACGACCGCACCGUGCGCGAUCUGAUGUCACGUGUGCUGGGCCGCUCCGAUGGUCUUGAGACGCCAGGUGGCAGCCCGCAGAGAGUGAUUGAGCCAGUGACCAUGCAGUGAGUGUUUGUGCUACAACUGGGUACUACAGGCUGACAGUCAGAAAGACCGGGCUGCAAGUAACAGCCAAUCAGGCUUGGCCACUGCUUGAGUCUGUGAGGUGGCUGUUUCGCAUUCUUUAAAGGCUCAUGGCGCAGAAGCGCAGUCCAAAAGACUGCAUGAAUUUGCAAGCUGGUUGUAGCAAUGUGAGCCUGUCAACUCGACCAAGAUGGUCCACCCGUGGCCUUUUGAAUUAAGCCAAUGCCAGAACCGUGCGUCUAAAUUUGGGGCACGUAGGACAAAGGUUUCCGCUGUACACCAGCAUGUUAGCCGUGAAGGGCUUCUCGUGAAUUGC
Messenger RNA from Effrenium voratum, 3424 nucleotides. NCBI's taxonomy places the organism in Eukaryota, Dinophyceae, Suessiales, Symbiodiniaceae. The record is from the annotation of a GenBank genome assembly.